This is a messenger RNA of Aspergillus terreus NIH2624, 891 nucleotides long. RefSeq names its product SDR family NAD(P)-dependent oxidoreductase. The record is from RefSeq and is a predicted model, not a curated record. The transcript is spliced from 2 exons. NCBI's taxonomy places the organism in Eukaryota, Fungi, Ascomycota, Eurotiomycetes, Eurotiales, Aspergillaceae. Bases 1 to 891 code for a protein of 296 amino acids. Gene Ontology annotation, molecular function: oxidoreductase activity.
AUGGAAGCCGCACAUGAGAACAAGAAGUUCCAAUUGAACAAUGUCUUUGACUUGAAGAACCGAGUCGCCCUGGUGACCGGCGGCGGCUCCGGCAUUGGCCUGAUGGCCACCCAAGCCCUGGCCGUGAACGGCGCAAAAGUCUACAUCACCGGUCGCACCGAGGAAAAGCUCGACCGCGUCGCCGAACUAUACUCAAAAGACAUCCCGGGCCAAAUCAUCCCGAUCACAGCGGACGUGACCUCCAAGGAGGCGAUCGACAAGCUCGUGCAGCACGUCUCAGCGAACGAGCCCGCUCUGCACAUCCUGAUCAACAACGCUGGAAUCUCCUCAUCGACGCAAAACACUGACGCGCAGAGCGCAGACCAGCUCCAAAAGGACCUCUUCCAGCACCCGACCGGCUCCUUCAAAGAAUGGGAUGACGUCUUCCGCACGAACGUGUCGCAGCUGUUCUUCAUGACGACGGCGUUCCUGCCCCUGCUGAAAAAGGGCACGGAUAUCGAGCACGGCUGGUCCAGCACCGUCAUCAAUGUGUCUUCCAUUUCGGGCAUUGUCAAAACGGCCCAGCAUCAUUUUGCCUACAAUGCCAGCAAGGCGGCUGCCAUCCAUCUUACGAAGAUGCUCGCGCAUGAGGUGGUCAGCUCUGGGAUUAAGCUCCGUGUGAACAACAUCGCCCCCGGUGUGUUCCCGUCCGAAAUGACCACCCAAGACAGCGACGAGAAGCAGAAGAGCGCUAUUCCUAAAGAGAAGUAUGAAAGCAAGGUUCCUGCUGGACGGCCGGGUAAGGAUGAGGAUAUGGCUGGUGCUGUGCUUUUCACUACUACGAACCAGUAUCUGAAUGGACAGACUAUUGUGGUCGAUGGGGGGUAUGUUCUGGCUGCUGGUACGGUGUAG